AUGCUGUCGGCUGCUGAGAUCCGCCUCCUGGAUCUCUUGCCAUCUACGGAGUCUGAUGAUCAGCGGGCUCCGAUUUGCAUCCAGACUCGAGUCGUGCCAAUUUCCGGCAACACCCAAUUUGAGGCCCUUUCAUACGUCUGGGGUAAAAAAAAUGAAGCUGCCAGUAUUAUAGUCGAUGAACUCCAAAUCACGGUUACCCGAAGUCUUCAUAGCGCCCUCAAGCGGAUUAGGUUGUCAAACACCAAGAGAACCCUCUGGAUCGAUCAGCUUAGCAUUAAUCAGAAUGAUGAAAAGGAGAAGAUGAAUCAAAUUCCUUUGAUGGGCCAAAUAUACUCCACAACGAGCCGAUGUCUCAUAUGGCUCGGCGAACCAAGGCCAGAUAUUGCACAUUCUGAUGCUGUAGCCGCUCUCGACAUCCUUCAUUUCAUGGCAAGCUACGAAAAAGACAAGACUCCUUCUCAAGCUAUUCCGCCUUGUCUGGCUUCAGAAAUGACCAUUGCCGCUCCUUUGGCUGCCUUAGGGUCAAUCUGCGUGGAUGAAAAUGUAUGGUGGCAUCGAAUAUGGACAUUGCAGGAAGCUAUUCUUCCAUCGAGGGCUGACAUCUUAUGGGGAGUAUUAUCCAUCUCAUGGGACGAAAUUGUGCGUGCAGGUCGAAACAAACCAAUUCCACCGCUCGAUCGCGUUGCCAAGGCCCAUCGCGAUGUAGUCAACAGACUGUUUACACAGAUUAAUGGCAUCGAGUACGCCAAACAGAAGACUGAGGGACCGCUAGAAACGGCUUUUCGAUGGAGCUUUCGUCAGGCUACCAACACACACGACAAGGUGUACGGCUUCUUGGGCCUUUUUCCAAAGGGGACUCUCAAACGGGCUGAAUGCUGCGAUUAUAGGCUUCCAUUAGCCAGCUUGUGUGCUAUGUUCACAGCAGAUGUCGUUGAGCACGAUAGAAGUUUACGACCAAUUGCAAUCUGGAGUCGCUGUGGCCUUCCAGAAAGCACACCCAAUAUACCUGGAUGGGCUUUCGAUAUUGCAGUCACCACUCGCCAACAGCCUCUCUUUUAUAAGGGGGAGGAUGUGAAUUGGUACCUUAUGCAUCACUACGAAUGGCAUUCCGCAUCAGCACAGUCGGACAUAGACUGGAGCCAGUUUCAAUUUGACCAGAAAAUUAAUUCUCUAACCUUGACGGGUUGCCACAUCGACCAAAUUGCUUUUAUUGGAGACAGACUGGAUAGCUACAGUCAAGGCGUCGAUUUCGUCUCAGAUUCAAGCGUGUGCGCUCAGAUUCUUAAAUGGUACAACAUGGCAAAAGCUUUCUUCAGCUGUCAGUCGGAGUCAACCAAGCGUCAUAGAUGGCAGGAUGCCUUCUGGAGGGGCUUGAUAGACAAUGUUAAGUCAGAUGAAGAUCUGAGACCCCAGCAUCCUGCUACGUCAUAUGAUGUUGAACUUUUGAAGGAAUUUGUUUAUACCGGUAAGCGCACGUCGUCGACCUUGGAAGCCAUGGCAACCCUGAGCCAUAGAGUCAUGUUUAUCACCGGUAUGGGCAUGUUAGGGUUCGGUCCUCGAUACCUAGCUGCCCAGGAUGAGGUAUGGAUCUUGCACGGUGGAAAGGUUCCAUUUGUUCUACGUCCGCAAACUGCCACUGAGUUCCAAUGUAUAGGUGCUUCGUAUGUCCAUGGUAUCAUGAAUGGAGAAGCCUUGUCAAGGACGGAUAUAAGGCUCGUUGUUCUAAGAUAA
Fusarium subglutinans is the source of this 1731-nucleotide messenger RNA. RefSeq names its product heterokaryon incompatibility protein. The transcript has a single exon. Bases 1 to 1731 code for a protein of 576 amino acids. The record is from RefSeq and is a predicted model, not a curated record. NCBI's taxonomy places the organism in Eukaryota, Fungi, Ascomycota, Sordariomycetes, Hypocreales, Nectriaceae.